AUGGCGGCUCUCUGGACAGCUACCAAUGCCGACUCUGUCCCUCUCACUUCUCGCGAAGCAGCCUCUGGCUUGCUGGGUUCGAUAUCACUCACCUGCUGGAUCUUUCUCCUUGUCCCCCAACUAAUCGAAAAUUACCGCAACGGCAACGCCGAAGCUAUUUCCCUCCUCUUCCUCUUCGUCUGGUUCCUCGGCGACAUCACCAACCUAAUCGGAGGCGCCUGGGCAGGUCUCGUGCCCGUGAUUGUCGCCAUCGCCGUGUACUUCUGCAUCGCAGACGGGGUCCUCAUCGGACAAUGUCUCUACUACAAGGCGCGCAACUCCCGACAGCCGCGCCCCCGCCGCCGCACUUCCUCUUCCGUGUUCGAGCCAAGCACGCCCGAUCCAACGACGCCGCUCCUGGGCCGGCGGUUCAGUGAUGCGUAUGCGCAGACAGGCGAAACUCUGGACAACCCUAGGAACUCGACGCGCCGCGCGGAAAGCAGCAGUGAUGACAUGCUGGCUAAGAUAGUCGAGGAGAAUGAUGUGGGGCGCAAGGCAUGGGUGAAGAAUUUUAGCAGUGUGCUGGGCAUCUGCGUUAUUGGAAUGGCAGGGUGGACGGUUGCGUGGCGGACGGGCGUGUGGAAGCCCGCGCCAGUGGAGGAAGGGCUGGGAGGCGUGGAUAUGGCGCCUGGGGCAAUGGUGCUGGGGUAUAUUAGUGCGGUUUGCUAUCUUGGGGCGCGACUUCCCCAGAUCUAUAAGAACUACUGCGAUAAGUCGUGUGAGGGACUCUCGCUACUGUUCUUCAUCCUCUCUCUUAUGGGAAAUCUCACCUACGGCGCAGGCGUAAGUCUACCUAUUUAUCAUACUUCUCAUGAUUUACAUCAACCCAGACUAAUGAAACCUUUUUUUAUAGAUCAUCUGCCACUCCACAGAAAGGAACUAUAUUGUGACCAAUGUCCCAUGGCUGAUUGGCUCGCUCGGCACCAUGGUCGAAGACGUGACCAUCUUCGUGCAGUUCCGACUCUACGCGACACGCGACCAGGACACGGCUGCUGUUUAGCGCGUCUGUUGCACAUUAAUUUUGUGUUGUGUGUUUGUGUCCUGUUUCUAAGGUUGUCUUGGUUCUAUGCUGCUGAUGGUUUAGCGUGUCUAGCUAGUACUUUAUUGUCUGGGGUUGUAUUAUUGGUCGGUUGUACUGUAUGGGCUGGCGGUGUCUAA
Molecule: messenger RNA, 1197 nt
Organism: Aspergillus luchuensis
Lineage: Eukaryota; Fungi; Ascomycota; Eurotiomycetes; Eurotiales; Aspergillaceae
Exons: 4
Coding region: 1-1197 (398 amino acids)
Biological process (GO): basic amino acid transmembrane export from vacuole
Cellular component (GO): fungal-type vacuole membrane
Source: RefSeq, a predicted model, not a curated record